Molecule: messenger RNA, 3585 nt
Organism: Apis laboriosa (Himalayan honeybee)
Lineage: Eukaryota; Metazoa; Arthropoda; Insecta; Hymenoptera; Apidae
Exons: 6
Coding region: 1-3585 (1194 amino acids)
Source: RefSeq, a predicted model, not a curated record
AUGAGUAAUAAAAUGAGCACUUCUAAAUGUGUUCAAAAUUCUUGUUGUUCUUCUGACACGAGUAUUCCGUGCAUGAAGAGAAAAUAUACCUACAAGAAAAUCGUAAAAGGGAAAAGAUGGGAAUAUCCUCUUCCGUGUAUAAGAGAUUACUGGAUGAAAAUGAUUGACGAAAAGGAAAAGAAAUUACUCGCAGUAAGAAAUCCUUUUCUUAAAUUAUCCUACAAUUCCUUUCCUAAAAAAUAUUGCAAUUCUAUUGAUUGUAAUACAUUCGUUGAGAAUCAAUCGUUUAAUCGCAAUUCUUUUUCUAAUUCUUGCUUAGAUGAUCGCGAUACGUCCGACAAUUCUUUGCACAAGUCACAUCUUAUAAAAGCAAACGUUAAAUCGAAUAGAAAUCGUUUCGAUAACGUAAAAUCGAUAUUAAAGAGAUCGCAUCAAACUGUUCCAAAAAGUCUGGAUACAAUGUGCUAUUCUACCACAUUUGAAAAUGUACGAAUCCCAAAAUUAAAUACCCGUGGUCCUCAACCUAGUUCCGGUAGAAUUCAUCCUGGUAAAGUGGAUGAUAUCCGGGCUUCUUUCAGUGUUCAAAAUGAAGGAAAGAUACAAGAAAAUAAUUCUACCACUCUACCAAUUCUGACUAAAUAUCCUCGGAUGUCAGAAUUCCAAUCAACAUUGAAAAAAUUACGGAAAUAUUUAAAAUUAUCGAAGGAAAAAGAUCUCAAAACCAAGGAUCAGGCUCUACAUGAGAAUGAUAAAACGAUAAAAGAAAUUAGAAAGAAACUUUCAACUGAUCGAUCCACGAUGAAACGAAUUAAGGAAAAUUUAUUACCAAACGAAGAUUCUUUAAAGUAUACCGCUCGUUCUGCUUAUAAAGCAUUGAAACGUUUGUCAAAGGACAAAAAUUUAGAUUUCAAAUUGAAAUCUAUCGACCAUUUAAAACAAGGAUCAUUUUUGAGUGAAAAUUUUCUGGUAAGUAAUGACGACAACCAAGUUUUGGUAAAAAGUAAACAGAUUGAAAAAGAUAAAUUAAAUGAAGAAUCGUCUCGUAUUUGCGAGAUGCCGACAAUUUUUGAACAAAAAUCACUCGAGGAUUCAGAAUUUUCAGGUACCGACGAUGAAAACGGAGCUUUGAAAUCCGACGAGUCAACGUCGAGAAGCAUUCCCACCGAAUCUCGUUACACAUCGGGGCCUAAUCCAGAAUUCGUGUUGUCAGAGGGCUUGGAGGACAAUCCUUUUACCCGUAUUCUAUCAUCGAUUCCAAAAUUAUCCUAUCCAAGGAAAAGUCGGGACAGGUGUUUGCCGUGUAUGUACAAAUCGUUCGAGACUCCUCCCGAACGAAAGAUAUCCCUACCCAGAACCGUUUUGCAGAGAAUUAUAGAUGAUGAAAAAUUCAAAGUAACGUCGCUUAAAGAUUCAUUCGAAGACAGCGAUUCCACUUCCAUUUCCACUUCCACCAGCAUACCAAGUCUUAAAAACGAAAUUGAAAGAAUUUUGAACGAUGAAGUUGAAACGAGAAACGUUGGAUUCGACGACGUGGAAUCCAAUGUUCCUGAAAGUGAAGUUACAGAGGAUGCCGCUUCCUCGUUCCAAGAGAAGGGAAUACAGAAACGACCAGAGGACGCAGCGGAGCAAAAAAGUACUGCGGAACCGGAGACUUCGCGUGACGAGAUUACAAAGAAAGGUAAAGGGGAUCCGCAACACGACGAGGCAGCAUCGACAAAUUUGAACGAGGAGGCUCGAAUCGAGAUAAAUCGGACGCAAGUCGCUUCCCUGGAACAAACGAAAGAAGGUCGUUCCUCGUUACGCAACGAGAGCACGGAGGAAGAAGAAGACGACUCGAUUGCGACCUCGAUCGGCGACGAUCAACCUAAACCGAAAUACUUGGCGCCCUGUCAUGCUCCCACGAAUUUCAGGCCGAGCUUAGAGCCCCUUCGAGCCCUGAGAAACCGUAAACCGACGACUCUGCAACAUCGUGUCGACCUGCUCGACACAUCCUCGUUGAGAAAAAGCGAUUCCGUGGACGAGCAGGUUGCGGAAAAAUCAAGGCCUAAAAGUGUCCUCGAGAAGAAGAGAUCGAGCGGAGACGAGGCGGAGCCUGUGCCGCCUCGGCCCUUAACGAAAGCGAAGUCUGUCCUGGAAAAAUUGACGGCUGAAAAAGGUGAAACGAUCGUGGAGAAGCGGCAACGCGUUCUCAGAAAGGGAACCAGCUUCUCGGGCUUUUCCGUAUCAACACCGACGUCCAACAAGUCGGAAAUAUAUCGCGACGACGCGUCAAAGGGCACAUUACGAGAAUUGGACGAGACUCGUGACGAUGGCCUUUUAAAAACACCACUCGCGACCGAUUUAUCGAGAGCCGGGACGAAUUUGCCGCUUACACGUCCGGACGAGAUCGUGGAAAUUUUAACGAAUCUCGAGGAGAACGUAUCGUCCACCGAUAUGUUAAACAUCUUGUGCAAAGAAUUUUCGGAACGGUUGACGAAAAAUAGCGAGAACGACGACCCGAUCACAGGAGAGCGUAAUAGAAUGAUUACGAAUCUCGUCAGGUUGUUAAUUGAUUCUAAACGUUAUUUGUAUCCUGAUAAAUAUCCUUCUGAUUUGCUUUUCUCCAUUGAUCAGCCACCCAUACAUAACAUCAAACUCUUGAAACGGAUACUACCUAUAGAUACUUAUAAUAAAAUUUCGAAAUUGAUGAAACUACCCAAAUGGCAUAUAAAACAAGAGAUAGUUAAAGAAAAAAAAGUCGAGGAGGAGAAAGUCGAAAUAGAAAGUUUCGACAGUUUGGAGGUGAAUCCACCGACAUUGGAAGACGAGGAACCGCCCGAUGAGGAGAAACUGCCCAUGGAGCGUAGAUACAAUCCUUACGCUCUAUUUCUGAUGAAACCAAGACGUAAGGUGAUUACGUGGCGCUCUUUGAAGAAAGAAGAUCUCGAGGGCUACGAUCCGGAGGCGACGCUCAAAAUGAGAGCCGACAACUCGAUGAAAAGGAUAUGUCAGGACUUCUGCCAGUGGGUCGAAUCUUUGGGCGGGACGGAUAAUACCAUCGACGAGGAAGUUCUCAGGGAUAUGUUUGAAAUCGAUUUCAGUGCGGAUAUUUGCAGAACGUUACAGGUGUCGAUCAAGGAAAUGCCGGUUGUGCCCGCGGAGGUGGCCUUCACGAGAAACUCGCCCGGCGCGAGCAAGCUCAUCAUGACGAAGAAACACGUGAUGAGGGAUGCGAAAGCGGAAAAAACUCCACCGAAGAUAAAAGCCUUCGGCACGGCUCUGCCUCUGAAUAUUCAAUUCAUACCGCCCGAUAAUCAGGUACACAAGAGAUGGCUGGAAUGCGAGGACGUGCCUGUGGAUAUCGAAACGAUGGAAGCUGUUUGGAAAGAUAUAAUGAUGCUUAGAAGCGUGAGAGGUUUCGUGGAGUGGCUUCAAGAGCAUCCAAAGAUACCACCGCCGGAAGCUUUGAAGAAAAUGGUAGCGAUGGAUCCGAAAAUGCUGAGACAGAUCGAGGACGACGAGAUGUUCGCCCAUCUCGAGCUGGAUAUCGAGCAAAUCAAAACUUUGAGAGUGGCGGUUAACGAAGACAUUCCCAUGAAGAUAUGA